Aplosporella prunicola CBS 121167 is the source of this 1071-nucleotide messenger RNA. RefSeq lists its product as uncharacterized. The record is from RefSeq and is a predicted model, not a curated record. Gene Ontology annotation, biological process: lipid biosynthetic process. NCBI's taxonomy places the organism in Eukaryota, Fungi, Ascomycota, Dothideomycetes, Botryosphaeriales, Aplosporellaceae. Bases 1 to 1071 code for a protein of 356 amino acids. Gene Ontology annotation, molecular function: iron ion binding; oxidoreductase activity. The transcript is spliced from 2 exons.
AUGGAUCUCGUCCUCGAGGGUCUCGACACGUACCUGUUCGACUACCUGUACGCCUUCGCCCUGCCCUCGCCUGUCGCGACAAAUGCUGUCAAGGCCGCUUCGGUCAAUGGCACCUACGCCGGCGGCAUCCCCGAGAUGCCCUCACCGCAGAACAGCUGGUCCUACGAGCCCGCCAGCACCUACCUGCAGUUCCAGCCGUCCGAGUAUGCGUGGAUGAGCCGCUGGGCGCGCGACAACAUGUUCCGCCAGUUCACGUCGCUGUUCCUCAUCACAUGGCUCUUCGGCCUCCUCAUCUACUUUGCCUGCGCGACGUUUUCGUACGUCUUCAUCUUCGACAAGGCGACGUUUGCGCACCCCAAGUACCUGAAGAACCAGAUCAAGCUGGAGAUUGCGCAGACGAUGCAGGCGCUGCCCGUCAUGGCCGUCUUCACGGCGCCGUUGUUCCUGCUCGAGGUGCGCGGCUGGAGCAAGAUGUACGACACGACAGAAGAAGGGCCGGGCAUGUGGUACAACAUACUGCAAUUCCCCUUCUUUGUCGGCUUCACCGACUUCUGCAUCUACUGGAUCCACCGCUGGCUGCACAACCCGCUCAUCUACAAGCACCUGCACAAGCCGCACCACAAGUGGAUCAUGCCGUCGCCGUACGCGUCGCACGCGUUCCACCCGCUCGACGGCUACGCCCAGUCGCUGCCCUACCACAUAUUCCCGUUCCUGUUCCCGCUGCAAAAGUUUGCGUACAUAUUCCUGUUCACGUUCAUCAACGUGUGGACGGUCAUGAUCCACGACGGCGAGUACGUGGCCAACUCGCCCAUCAUCAACGGCGCCGCCUGCCACACGAUGCACCACCUGUACUUCAACUACAACUACGGCCAGUUCACGACGCUGUGGGACCGCAUGGGCGGCUCGUACCGCAAGCCCAACGACGAGCUCUUCAAGAAGGAGCUCAAGAUGGCCCAGGAGCAGUGGGAGAAGCAGAGCAAGGAGAUGGAGCAGAUUGUCAAGGAGGUCGAGGGCGAGGACGACCGCAGCUACGGGCCCGCAGAGGGCUCCUCGGCCAAGAAGGUGCAAUAA